This is a messenger RNA of Eimeria maxima, 651 nucleotides long. Its product is annotated as CAM kinase, CDPK family, putative. The transcript has 5 exons. Gene Ontology annotation, biological process: peptidyl-serine phosphorylation; protein autophosphorylation; intracellular signal transduction. Gene Ontology annotation, cellular component: nucleus; cytoplasm. Gene Ontology annotation, molecular function: calcium-dependent protein serine/threonine kinase activity; calcium/calmodulin-dependent protein kinase activity; ATP binding. The record is from RefSeq and is a predicted model, not a curated record. Bases 1 to 651 code for a protein of 216 amino acids. NCBI's taxonomy places the organism in Eukaryota, Apicomplexa, Conoidasida, Eucoccidiorida, Eimeriidae.
AUGGAGUUAUGUACAGGAAAAGAAUUAUAUGAAAGAUUAUUACAAAAAAGAAAAUAUAACGAAAAAGAUGCAGCAAAAAUUGUAUGGCAAAUGCUUGCUGCUGUUAAUCAUUGCCAUCAACAUAAUAUUUGCCAUAGAGAUAUCAAGCUGGAGAAUUGGGUUUAUUUAGAUGAAAGAGAAGAUGCCCCUCUCAAGCUUAUAGACUUUGGCUUUAGUUGUUUAUUUUCUGGUGGUAAUUCAAUGAGGGCAAUGAAGGGAACUAUUUAUUAUGUUGCUCCUGAGGUCCUUGAUGGUCAAUAUAAUCAACUCUGUGAUGUAUGGAGUAUAGGUGUAAUAGUAUAUAUGUUAUUAUCAGGAACUCCUCCUUUUUCUGGUAAAACAGACUUAGAAAUAAUAUUAAAAAUAAAAAGAUGUGAAUUUAAUUUUGAUGGAAAAAUAUGGAAAAGUGUUUCCCCUCUUGCUAAAGAUUUUAUUUCUUCUCUACUCAGGAGAAACCCUGAGGAUAGAUUAACAGCAGCAGCAGCAUUAGAGCAUCCAUGGCUAGCAGUAGAGGAUGGAUCAAUACAAAGACAAACAAUUGAUAUUGAAGUCCUAAAAAGCAUGAGAAGAUUUGCUGCAUGCACUGCUAUUCAAAGAGCUGCACUCGGUUAG